AGUUAGUUAAACAUAAAAAAAAUACAUUGUAUUAUUUAACAAAUAUACUGUAUUUUAGUCUAAUACAUUUUACUAUUUAAUUAAGCACUUGUAUCACAGUUGUAAUUGUGAACCGUGUCAAUGUUACUUAAAAGUUCUUUCAAUAUCACAUCUACAGAUGACAACGGAGAAAGAAAACAGUGUUGAAGGAUUCAAACAAAUCAAACAAGACGAACUCGAAGUCAUUCAAAGCCAAAUCACACAACAAUAUUUGCAAAAUGUGACGUCUAAGGGCCAAAUCAACCCUGAUGAAAACAUGCCUGUGACAACACACGGAUACAUGGCCCUGUGCGGACCAACAGAGCAACAACCAAAAGAAAGUAAACACAUCAUUAGGACAAGAACAUAUCAGAUAAAGCGAUCUUGUGAAACUGUGAACAUUUCAGAGGAAAGCACAACAGACAGUGGUGGACAACUGAGCAUGAAAUGUUCAACUUCCAAAAAGCUCCCAGAACUCAAAGGCAGCAUAAGUAUUCAAAACCUGAUCAAAUUUAAGCUGUUUGAUGAAGAGAUUUUGCACAAGAUGGAGAGGGGUCUCAUCACCAGCGAGGAGAUGCAAGCAUUGCUUGCUCCAUACGUCGGUAAACCGACUGCCAUUGCUGGAGUUUAUGUGGAAUCAAGUAAGAAAAAGAUAUCCUUCCUAGAAGCUGCUGAGAAAGGCUUCUUAGCAAAGACCUAUGCACUUGAGUUUCUUGAGGCUCAGGCUGCAACAGGAAGCCUUACUGAUCUGGUUACAGGACAAACACACUCAGUUGAUGAGGCUAUGGAGAAAGGUAUUUUAGAGAUGGGCCUUAAAGAUAAAUUGAUAGAGGCUGAGAAAGCUGUUAGCGGCUACAUCCAUGCUGGCAAAACGUUGUCUGUGUUCCAGGCAAUGGAGGAAAGGAUUCUUGAUAGAUACAAAGGCAAGAAGAUCCUCGAGGUCCAGGUUUCAACCGGAGGUCUGAUCAACCCAGAUAUCGGUGUCAGGGUGCCAGUUAACAUUGCUGUCGAUCAGGGUCUUUUGAACAAAGAGACUCUGAAGAGUCUGUAUGAUCCAGUCAGUAACCCCAAAGGUUUCCACAACCCCGACACUGGACAGAAAGCAUACUACUCCGAAAUACUCAAGACAUGCCUCUACGACAUUGACGGUUGUGUGUUUCUCUUCCCAUUUGGUGAGAGACAUCUGACAGACACUUCUCCCACGAGUACUCAUAGAGUGUCUGUCAUCAGCAGCAGUUGUGGAAUCGAAAUGUCAGCGUACGAAGCAUUCAAGGGCAAACACAUCGACAAGAGGACGUAUCUGUUGCUGUCACAGCAGGAAAGUGAAUGGCAAGAAAAGUCCAUUGUUGACGCCAACGAAAGUGCACGUCACAUCAUCACUGACGUCAAAAGUGGCCGACAACUUUGUCUAGAGUCUGCUCUGAGUCAGAGGUUUCUUGAAACGUCUGAGCUUGAUGCCUAUCGCAGUGAGCUUCUUAGUAUCUAUGAGAUUGCAGACCUGAUAUUUUCGAGAAUGGUUGUGGUGGAGGAUGUUAACAGCCCCAUCGCUGGUCUCUGGGAUGUCACCCACAAGAAGAGGCUGUCUGUUCUUCAGGGUUUUCAACAGGGCCUUACAGACAGAACGACUGCCGUAAGGCUGUUGGAGGCCCAGGCCUGCACUGGAGGUAUUUGCGACCCCUCUUCUGGGGAGAAAGUUACAGUUUCUGAGGCUCUCAACAGAGGUCUUGUAGACGAGGCACUGAAACAUCAGCUCCAGCAAUGUGAGCAGGCAUUUAAUGGCAUCGUUCACCCCAAUACUGCAAAGACUCUGUCCAUCUCCCAGGCUGUUCAGGAAAAUCUCUUCCCUAAGGAUGUCUGUUUUCGCUGUAUCGAGUUUCAGCUCCUGACGGGAGGACUGAUACAUCCCGACACUCACGAUAGAGUCUCGCUUGAGGAAGUGAUUCAGAGUGGCCUUGUUGACAAAGCUACUGCCUCUGCACUCAAAGACGAGAAGUUCCACACCAAGAGCCUCACCUGCCCAAAGACCAAGAGAAGAAUCACGUUCAGAGAGGCUCUUGAAAGAAGCGUGUAUGACUGCCAUACAGGGCUGAGGUUGUUGGAGGCUACAAAAGUUUGGGGCUUUGUUGCUAAAUCAUCAUUUCUUUAUACUUGGGGGUAUUAAGCAAUAAACAUAUUUCUGUCCAUAUCAAGAAACCAAUUAUACAAAUAGGAUUAUCUUUGGUUUUGUGUGUGACAAUGACCUUAACUGGCAAUGACUUCACUGUUGAACUCUCUUUUAUGGUUUGCAAAUGUAUUUCAAUACCCUGUUUGAUUGCAACUGACAAUGGUUCUUGAGUUUUGGUUUAAUUAUGAAUGUAGUUUGGCAGCGCCCCUCCCUUCUAGGGUUCUGUUUUUUCUUUGUAAGAGGUAACAAUCUUGUUGAAAACCCAUCUGUU
Messenger RNA from Hippoglossus stenolepis (Pacific halibut), 2453 nucleotides. RefSeq names its product plectin-like. The record is from RefSeq and is a predicted model, not a curated record. Gene Ontology annotation, biological process: wound healing; skin development; cell-cell adhesion. The coding region runs from base 158 to 2179 and encodes 673 amino acids. Lineage: Eukaryota; Metazoa; Chordata; Actinopteri; Pleuronectiformes; Pleuronectidae. Gene Ontology annotation, molecular function: structural molecule activity. The transcript has a single exon. Gene Ontology annotation, cellular component: cytoskeleton; cytoplasm; intermediate filament.